AUGAGUAUUGCAGUAGAAGAAAAGACACAUUUUUUAAAUAAUGAAAGAAUAAUAUCUGAAUCAAGUAUAUCUUGCGAAAAAAUGCAAGAAAAAGAAACUCAGAAUGAAAAAAUACCGGCAAAAAAUGAAGAAAAAGUCCGUAAAAGAAACCUUUUAGAUUUGUCAGAUUUUCCAGAAACUGAUGAUCCAGAAGCUAUUCUUCAACAGGUAGAGUUUUACUUUUCAGAUUCAAAUCUUCCUUUUGAUAAAUUCUUGUGGAAUACGUCUCAAAAGAAUGAUGGAUGGGUUUCUAUUGAAUUGAUUUCUAAGUUUAAAAGGAUGCGUCGUUUUCGUCCUAUAGAAGCUAUUGUUAAAGCGUUACGUACAAGUAAAGAUCUUUUAGAAAUAAGUGAAGAUGGUGAAUAUGUAAGACGAAAAACACCUUUAGUAAAACCUGGAGAAAAUGAGAAAACUGCUUAUAUUAGACGAAGUGUGUAUGUUAAAGGAUUUGGUGAAGAAACAAAAACCAGUCAAAUAGACAUUGAAAAUUUUUUUAAAAAAUAUGGGAAAAUCAAUGUUGUAAGGCUUCGUAGAGAAGAUGACGGGACAUUUAAGGGAUCAGCGUUUUGUGAAUUUGCAGAAUUAGAGUUUAAAGAAAAUUUUCUUAAAAUAGAACCAAAGCCUCAAUACAAUGGAAAAGAUCUUCUAAUUAUGUCAAAACAAGAAUACAUAGAUAUGAAGUCAGCAAACUCUGGAGAUAAAUCUAAGAAGAAAAAAAGAUUUAACGCUUUCAAAGAAAUGGAGUUUAAUAAUAGACUUUGUGGAAAUGAGAAUAAUAAAAGAAAAAGAGACAAUAGCCACACAAAGUCUCGAAAUAAAAAAGAGAACAAACAUUGUAAACUCGAUAACCAAGAAAACUCAUUAAAAGAAAACAAUGAAGAAAAUAUUGUUUUGGAAACUCAAAAAUUAGUUGAAUCAUAG
Pneumocystis jirovecii RU7 is the source of this 960-nucleotide messenger RNA. RefSeq lists its product as uncharacterized. Gene Ontology annotation, molecular function: mRNA binding. The coding region runs from base 1 to 960 and encodes 319 amino acids. NCBI's taxonomy places the organism in Eukaryota, Fungi, Ascomycota, Pneumocystomycetes, Pneumocystales, Pneumocystaceae. Gene Ontology annotation, biological process: RNA processing. Gene Ontology annotation, cellular component: nucleus. The transcript has 4 exons. The record is from RefSeq and is a predicted model, not a curated record.